Acanthopagrus latus (yellowfin seabream) is the source of this 3638-nucleotide messenger RNA. RefSeq lists its product as uncharacterized. NCBI's taxonomy places the organism in Eukaryota, Metazoa, Chordata, Actinopteri, Spariformes, Sparidae. The coding region runs from base 1146 to 2060 and encodes 304 amino acids. The transcript has 8 exons. Gene Ontology annotation, molecular function: transmembrane signaling receptor activity. Gene Ontology annotation, cellular component: plasma membrane. The record is from RefSeq and is a predicted model, not a curated record.
CCGGCCACCACCUUUUUGAACCAUUGCCCUCUGGCAGAUGUUUAAGAUCCAUCAAAACAUGCACCAACAGAUACAGAGACAGUUUUUUUUCCAGCGGCGAUCUGCACACUAAACACCAAAAAGCACUAAAAAUACAUUCAACACCACCACCCAUUUUGCACACUAUUGGUACAAUCCUUAAUAUUUACUUAAUUUAUUUAGAUGUAUAUUUAUUUUUAAUAGAACUCCAGAUUCUUGCUAAAACCCUAGAUUCACACACACACACACACACACACACACACACACACAUUGGUGACUAUUAUUGUAACAUUCUGGUAUGUUUUUAUGUUAUGUUUUAUUGUAUUGCACUGACUGAGAUGCACUCAGCUUACAAUAAAAGAAAUUCUAUCCUAUUCUAUUUACAUCCUGCAGUCACAUAAAAGGUUUUUAACAAGUUGCCACUACAAUCAGGUCAACAUUUUGUGUUUAUGACCACUAGACUCAGAUUUAGCUUGUCCUUUGUGCUAAUUAGAAAAAUGACAGUCUGUUUACACAAAGUAGGAGGACGAACAUGGCAAACAUAUGUACAUAUGUAAACAUAUGUGUAUGACAGCAUGUUAGUUUGGACACAGUGGACAAGUUUAGCAUGCUAAAGUUAGCAUUUAGCUCAAAGCACCAGUGUGCACAGUGAGCACCAUCAGAGCUGCCUGAAUGGAUAUAGAUGCUUAGUAUAAUUGAUCUUUAAUCUUUUUCCUUAACUGUUAGCCUUGUUCUGUUUUACAACAGCUCAAAGCAAACACAGCAGCGUAAUCAUCUACCCUGUUGGACGAACAGCAUAGACCUGCACCAAAACAUAUGCUGGUCUUGCAAUACAAUGUCCAUAUGUUGUGUUUCGGUGCUGGCCUAUGCUGAAAUUUCCAGCACGGUACACAGUAAAAAUUUUUUUGUUUCUUUUUUUCCUGUUGCAAAAAAAGAAGUGUUGCAAUGUGCUGUCAUCAUUUAUCAUUUGGAUUUGCAGUAACUUACUUCUGCUUCUUGUUUUUUUAGGUUUUACACCACCUCUCUAUUCUUUAAUGAGGAGGUGUAAAAAAAAAAACCUGGGGAACUUAUCAUUCUGUCAGUGCAUUUGUUCAUGCAGUUGAGUCUUACCCUGCUCUCUCUCUGACAUGGCUGUUAGCCUCAGCUUCCUCCUCAUCUUCAUCAUACUCAAAGGAAUUCACAGCAUAACUACAGUCAGUAAAGUGUCAGUGAGGGCUGGAGGCUCAAUCUCUAUCCCAUGUCUAUAUCAGUCCAAAUACAUAAACUAUACAAAAUACUUAUGUAAAGGAUAUUAUUGGACCUCCUGCUCAUAUGCAGUUAAAACAAACACACCAAGUUCAAGUAAGUUUUCAAUCUCUGAUGACAAACUCCAAAGAAUCUUCACUGUGACCAUAAAAGACCUGAAGGAAGAGGACUGUGUUUACUGGUGUGCUGUGGAGAUUAUCAAUGGGCUAGAUAUAGGAAAGUCCUUCAACCUGUCAGUCACCGGAGGUACACCCAGUCUCUCUGUGGAUCAUCAGGAGAUCACAGGAUUAAUUGGAGGUAAAAUAACAAUCAACUGUCACCAUCUUUAUCCUGGAGUAAUAAAGUGGUGCAGGCUGGGCGGCACCUGUGUGACAGAGCCAUCUGGAUUAAUAGAUGGAACAGCAGUGACCAUCGAUAGGAAAGUCCACAAUGUUUAUACUGUGACUAUGAGUGGACUGAGGACAGAGAGCAGCGGCUGGUAUUUUUGUGUCCAGGGAGACUUACAGAUGCCAGUGCACUUAACUGUUUAUGAGAAAACUACAAGUGACCAAGCACUGACCUUGUCACCAACUCCUGCAAGUAAAGUUCCUACAGCUCAACAUGAACAGCCAAGUUCAUCCAGUUUCUUAACAAGUUUUACCAUCCGUCUGAGCCUGUUGGUCUUGUUUGUAAUGGUGACCUCGUUCAUCUUGUUUAUGGUCAAAAAACAUAACCAGACAAAAGAAUCUUCAGCCACAACAACGGAACAAGAGGAAGUAAGAUACACAUCAGACGGUGCUGUGACCCUCAACCUUUAAAGCAUAGUCCCAUGAGAAGAGUGAAGUGGAAGUAAUAUGAAGUUCUGUGGUGGAGGGUAUCUAUUAAAGUCUGUGUAAAGCAAAUUCAGCCAUUUUCUUCUAAACACAUUAAAAAGGUCACAAAUGUAUUUCUUUAAAACAUGUAAAAAGCAUUCAACCAUUUAGAAUUUAAUUUUGGAACUAGGCUCACCAACUGUGUUUCAUGAUUUCUGUGUUCAGGAUUUAAUGGGUGGCAACCAAAACCCAGUCUGUUGUUGGUCUCACCAAAUGAAAAGUUUGACAUAUUAAUUAAGUCACUUAAUUUGCUUUAAGUUGUUUUUUUAGUUUUUGUUUCAAACUUGCCUCACUUUUUCUUUGCAUAGCUUUUUCUCAUAGCUCUUACUUCCUCAUUUCCAUCUUUCAUUUGUUCUGUAACGGGUUGAAAUAUUUUAUCCCAGCAACAACUGUCUUCCUCUUUUUCAGUUCUUAACAUGCUGACUUUGGCAUAUUUUUAAGCUUGUCUGCAUGAUGUAUGUUGGGUGACUAUUAUAAUGCUAAUUUUAUUUUAAGGAUGCAAACUCAAAAUGUAAAGAGAUAAAACAGGAAAAGUAAUUAGCCUGAAAAGAUGUCCAGAAGGACAUUUGUACAAUGUAUUGAAUUGCAUAGUCAUACUUUUACUAAUACUUUUAUUGUAUGUGCCCUUUUCAUUCCUUUUAAAGUUUGUGCACAUUCAUAUUAAAUGUUCUGAUAACAAGUUGUGAUGUUAAAAGUAAGUGAACAAAGAUAACAGAGCAACACACAGUGUAUUAUGGAGUAUAAUACCCUUUAUAACUAGCUAGCCCUGUGAAGCAUCAAAUAUCUAGAACUUAAAGAGGAACAUGUAACUUAUCAGUGUAUUGUGCCGUUACAGAAGGGAGGUGGUGAUGUUGAUUAAACUAUAUUUUAUCACUUUUGUUGAGAGAUUUCAAUUUGCAAAAGCUGGACUGCUAAGUCAGUAUACUUCAGAAAACCUUAUAUCCAAAUAUCUAUACUUUUCUAAACAUUUUGUGGCGUUCAAAAUUGACUUUGAAGUUAAAUCAGCUGAAAAAAGUGCCGGAGCUACUGAAUUACCUAAUUCAUGUAGUGAUUUAAAGUUAAAGUUUAUUUAAUCUGGAUUUUUCUCAUAGGGGUUUUUUGUUAUGUCUGUUUACUUUUAUUUUGUUAAAGUUUUCUGCAUGGAAUUACUUUGAGGACUGUCGAGGAAUGAUAACUCCUGUUUGUACUUGAAAAUGUUGAAUACAUUUUUUUUUACUUACUUUGCAUCUAUUGCAUUACAUUACAACAUGUAGUAUAUUGUUGGGGAAGCUCCUUUAAAUCUGUGACAGCAACAACAGCACAUCUGAAAGCAGCGAUCUACAAGCUACUUUGAAAACGUAAACAUUAACUUUAAGAAACAGCUUCUGUUUAUUAUGAUGAAUAAGUUAACUCAAUUUUUGUGAAGAACAAUUAAGCACAAUAUGUUGUUCUUCAAAAGAGACCAGUUUUUUUUAGCUUAGUGCUGUGGUGGUGCCAGAAAUCGUGUCCAAUCGACUUAUUUAAAGGGGUUAAUAAACGGAUGCA